UUCCUUUUUAGAGACGCAUUAUUACUCUUAGCCCUCUAGCGUUUGAGGGAUAAGAUUUGUAGUUACCAAGAAUUCUUCCAAGUUCCAAGAUUUGAGAUUUGCAGUGUGACUUAAGUGCUGCUAACUUUAAUACGGAGGUGUAAAGAUCUGUUUUAAAGUUUCUAGGUUAAUGGCUGGAUCAUGUUUGUGUGUAAACGUGUCUCCAUGGGAUGCCAGAAACGACUUCCCUAAACACUUUGGUUUUGAAGCAGUAGAUAUUAAACAUUCCAGCUGCAGAGUCGUUUCCUGUCAACAAGCGACUGCCAGUCCAUGCACUCAGACCAGGAUCCUCCUCCUUUCCUUACUUCGCAGUCAUUCUCCCUCUUUCCGUUCAUCUGUUGGCCGUCCCCCUCCUUCCAUGUCACUACUUCUGUCCCCCUUGCGCAACCACACAGCUAAGAUUUCACUACCGGAGACAUAUCAAAUGUGUUGGUUUGCUUGGUAAUCUGUAGAUGUAGGUCAAGUGCUGAGUCUGGCUCCGCCUCCUCUCCAUAUGAUAUGACAUCACUCUGCGGUUACCACAGAAACCAGGGCUCCACUGCAGACGGUUGAUAGCCAAGCAGGUGGUGCGAUGGCUGCCCAGGUUGAGGUUGAUGCUGGGCGGCCAUGUGUGGUUGGGAGUCGUCUGCACCUUAGCCCUCUCAUAGACUCUAGCAACAAGAGCUUGGUGGAAAGUUCAGGUGGCACCCAGGGGCCACUUAUUAUUCCCUCGGAGCCUAACAAACCUGUCCCAGGCCCCAAGCCCAGACUCACCCCAAAACCUUUCACUGUGGAGAAAAAUCCUGCUAUACGCUCCAUUUUUGCUCCCAAACCACAGCCAAAACCAAAACCUGAACCCAGUCGACCAGUUUCCUCCAAACCAGUCCUGCCCAGUGCACCUAAACCACAGCCAGCCAGUAAACCCAGUCUACCACCUGACUUUAAAACAGGAUCGAAGCCCAGCGGACAAACAAACAAACCUGUGGCACAACCCUUUAAACCAGCACCUACCAUCGCCUCUACUGAUUCCAACAAAUUUAGAACAACACAAACUGGGGACGUGCCGAGAAGAACAAGCUUUGGAGCCACACCAGCUCGACCCAAAACUGUUGUUCAGGCCUCCACUCCUGGUGCUGAAUGGCCUUUUGCUCCUCGGAAAAAACAACCCGGCUCUUCAAUCACUCGUGCUAAAUCAAUGGGUUUCCUAUCAGAGAUCGGACUGAAUAAUGAGGACAGUAAGGAGGAUUCUGAUGCCAAGGCUGAGAGUUCUCCAACUGUUCUUCGCCCCCAAUCUAAAGGUUCAAGACCCAGACCGGUUUCAGCUGUGUUCCUCCAAAACCCCACUAAGUCUGAGUCUCAGGUUGUGUCCCCUACACCUGCUCCUCGUUGGACAAAGGGACGACCCCUUUCAUCUGACCUUACCUCAAAGUUUGAGUCAAUUGGGCUGUCCCUAAACCGGCGGCCUGCCAAGGAGGCUAGCAAAGAAAACACUUCUCAAAUGCCAGAGAGUGCUGUAGCUGAGACUCAAGAGAAAGAACAGGGUGCUGAAAAGGCAGAAGGGCCAAAUAAGUCCCCUGUGGUUGAGAAAAGGACUCAAAAGAUUGAAUCGAAAGAUGAGGACUCCAAGAAAGACUCUAAACCUGAGGAUACAGGAGGUAGCAGUAUAAAGAGACGCAUCAGCCUGCUCUUGGACUCUUCUUCCUCCUCCUCCUCAGUGGCACGUGUGGAUACUCCAGGGACUGAGCCUCACUCACCGGGGCUGUCUGUCUCUGAUACUGAUGGAGCAGUGUGGGUGAAACAGCGAAUCAAAGAACUGACCGAAGAAGUGCCUACUACGCUGUCACCACCCCAGAAGCCACAAUGUAAGCCACGUACCCUAGUAUCUGACCGCACUAAAAGAUUUGAGGCAGAGCUUGAAAGCCAUAGUUCCUAUGAGCUCAAAAGCCCCCAGCAGGCUGAAGAAGAUCUCAGCAAAAAGUUUGAUUACUCCACAAUUGAAGGGAAGUUCACCAAACAGGAGGAGAGGAAAGCAUCAUCACUGGGUGUUCAAGACUUGCCUACCAAUUUUGAUAGUUUUGAUAGUGGUGGAGUGCAAACAGUACGAGCGUCUAUGUUUGACCAUGUGGUGGAGAGGCAUAAUGUUCAAAUAAUGGAAGAUAACAUUUCACAAGACCCAAGAGCACAGCAGGAAAGCACAAUUAAACCCAUGCCAAGACGAAACCACUCUUUGCGUAUUCAAGAUAACACCUUUAAAGCUCUUGAAGAUGAUGAUUCUUGUAGUUUGGUCAAAGCAACCUAUAGAGAACAAGUUUCUCCUUCCAGUCCUGUACGUGUGGAGCAUGUCUUUGACACUGUGGCUGUGUUUGGAGAGAGCCAUGCUGUAAGUGAGGUUUUGCCAACAGCUUCGCUUGAAGACAGAGCUCUCACACUGCGUUCUCGGCGAUCAGUUCCUCCAGGUAAAGAGGACAGACCUACUCAUGAGAUAAGUAACCUGCUAAAGGAUGAAGCAGCCACUCCACGUUACCUCAGAGUAGGGGCAUUACACAAAUGGACUGCCACAGAGGCAGACAGAGGGAUUGAAUCUCAGAGGGAGCAACAGAGAGAGAUGUUAAGAAAGAUGGAAGAAGAGAUACAGAGGCAGACAGAAUUGCACAUGGCUGCAGCUGCAGCAUUGGAGGAAGAGGAGGAAGACAGCGAAGCAGAAAGGAAGAAACAGUUAGAAGCACAAAGAGACAGAGAGAGGGAACGAGAAGAAGUUGCAGCACCCAAACGGCCUAAGAUGUUAGAAGCCGAAGAACAAAUGAACAAACCUAGAGCCACUUACUUUGCUCUGACUGGACAGAUUCAAGAGCCUGUGCAUCAAGGUGAGAGAGUGGAUGAGGAAGCAAUCUUAGGGAGAGUUAAACAAAAUAUGGUGGGUGGAGAGGACAGAGGGAUGAAGGAGGUUCCUUUUGAUGAUUUCACUGUUAGAUUAGGACAGUGGGGUCCUCAGAAUCCAGUUGCUCCAUUUAGAAGAAAUCCUUCAUUGGAAGCUGCAAUGCAUAGAGAUUUGCAAGAGGAGCAGCAUAAAAAUGACACUGGACUAAGAACAGAUAACAGAUUACAAGAAAGGGAACGGCAAAAAGCAGUCAGGGAGGAGAUGGAAAUAGAGAGACAAAGACAAGCAGAGUUUGAAAAGAUGAUGAAACAGAGAGAUUUGGAGAUAGAGAAACAAAAAAUUGAAAGGGAGAAAAGGAGAGAAGCUGAGAAACAGAAACAAAAAGAGAGACAAAAAGAGUUGGAAAGACAGAGGGAGUUGGAGAGACAAUGGGAAAUCGAACGUCAGAAACGAGAAAAAGAGCGACAGAAACAAAUUGAAUAUGAGCGAAUGAAAGCUGCAGAAAAAGAACUAGAUCAGCAGAGAGAAUUUGAGAGACAACGACAAAAAGAGUUUGAGCGAGAGAAAGAGAGAAUGCUCGAACAAGAGAUGCUUAAGAUUAGAGAAUUUGAAAAACAGAAGGAGAUGCUGGAGUUGGAGAGACAAAGGGAAAUUGAAAGACAAAAGCAGAGAGAACUUGAAAAACAAAGAGAGAUGGAUAGGCUAAAGGAGUUAGAAAGACAGCGAGAUUUGGAGAGGCAACGAGAGUUGGAGAAACAGAAAGAGCAAGAGAGGGAAAGACAGAGAUGGUUGGAAAGGCAGAAAGAAUUGGACAGGCAAAGGGAACUUGAGAGGCAACGAGAGUUGGAGAGACAACAGGAGAUUGAAAGACAGAGGGAGACUGAAAGGCAGAAAGAACUUGAAAGACAGAAGCAGAGAGAGCUUGAGAUUGAGAAAUGGAAGCGACAGAAAGUAGAGGAGAGGGAGGCCAAGAAAGAGCUGGAAGAACUUGAGAGGAUCAAGGAGCUUGAGAGACGACAGCUUCUUGAUUUUGAGCUGCAGAGACAGCGGGAAAGGCAACUCCAGCAAGAGCAAGUGAAACAGAGAUCAAAAAAAGAGCGAGAAGAGAGACAACAGCACCCUGAACGGCAGAGAGGAGCAGAGCGACAUCGGAUAGAGACAGAGCAAGAGAGGUCUAUACCUACAUCUCCACUUCGGCCUAAAGUUCUUGAUCUGGAUGCAGUGUCCCUUGGUUUUAGGAGUGGUCGAGACAGCCAUGAGAAUAGCCCAACAGCCCGAUGGAAGCAACCCUCACUUCGUCCUGAUGAGCUUUACAAACCUGCCAUCUUAGACAUUGAUUCAUUCAGAAGUCAAACCCAACCUAAUACCUUCCCUUUAACUGGAUUUGCAGGUUUGGAGUCAGGAGGUGUUGGUUCAGUGAUUCAAGCUUGCCCACAGGCCACACAACCAAAUGUUCUCCAAUCCCAAACAGCAUCUCAAGUUCAGUCUCCUCCUCAGUCCCAGUUUCACCCUCAGUCCCAGUCUUUCUUCCAGCCCUCCCCAGCAGAACGUAUGAGAACUCAACUCCCGCCACCCCUGCAACCUCAGAUUCUGCAUCAAUCCCAACCUCAUUCACUGCCUUUUGCUACAGAAAGACCUAGGCCACAAACCCACUCAUUGAUUGAGACCUCAGAUUGGGCCUUUGGUGCUCACCAGCCCAUCUCAGCUUUGCCCCAUGGGCAAACUAAUGCUUGGGAACAUACUCAAGCAGAGUUGGCUGUAGAUGACCCCCAUUGGGUAUCAGCCAUGGAAGGAUCCAGAAGACCAAUUAGCACCAGACCUGGUGGCCUUGAUCAGCAACUAUUGCAUCAUGAGGAUAGAGGUUCAAGUAACAUUUUGACACCCAGUUCAACCUCUUCCAUGAGUCCAGUCUUUAUUCCUGUACAGCAUCCCACUUUUGCACCAUCCAUGGUUCCAAUUCAAACUACUGUGCCGACUGCGCAACCAGGUCUUGGACCCUCUGUAGCCCCUACAAUGACCCCAGAGAGAUGCUGGACCUCAGCACCUUUGAAUGUGGGGUCAAGUGGAGCUUUGGUUUCUUCUCCCACAACACCAUUAUCUAAGAAAGAGACUACAGUACCCACUAGUCACGUUGCAGCGUUCUCUGUCAGCGAUCCUAUGUGGAGUCCAAACUGGGAGCUGGCAUCCCAGGGACAGAGAGAGAACCGUGCCUCGCACAGGGACAAAAUACAACAGAAACGUUCAAGGAGUAUGUGUCGAAGAUCUGCCCCUACGGAAAUCUCUGCUGAUGGCCCGCUUACCCAUGUAAGAACUCGCAGAAGUCGCAGCGCACACAAAGAAAGAAGUGGAGAGAGCUCGGAGCUGGUAAAACAAUGUGUUAGUGGACAGCAGGAGAAUAAAGACACAGACAAUCUGGUGCAGGAGACCGACAGUCAGUACAGCACAUGGGAGACUGGACUUCGCACAGAUGACAGCCUCACUCCAGCUACAACUUCAUCUGACGACAACCUCAGCCCAUCUCCACGGAAGCCCACCCCACCCCACACAGCUGAACAGCCCCUUCUCAUCGACACACCAGAUGGCUUGACAACAUCUCCUCAAAAGCAGACCGAGCUCCCAUUCCCAGAGACCCCCACAACACUGUUAGACUCCAGUGCACUACGUGCCAGGGUCAGUCUGAACAAGAAGAGCACUCGCAGAGCCCCGCCCUCUCGAGUCGCCCGUCACAGCGCCCUCUUAUCACAAGUACCCGAGGGAAUCGGAGCAGAUGAUGAAUGGCGCUACAAGGAUUCAACAGAGGAGAAGACAGACUCUCCUAAGCAGGGUGAAGAUUCAGACUCGGAGGAGCAGGCCAAGGGAAUCGAAUCCCGAACUUCCUCCGUGUCUCAGCCUCAGAGAGUGGCGCUCUUCCCUGGCAUGGACCCAUCUGCUCUAAAGGCUCAGCUAAAGAAGAGAGGCGAGUCAGACAAUCAGACAGACGGCCCAACACCCCCUCAGCUCUCACGUGCACCCAAAUCUCCAUUCUUGCCUCGAGCCUCUCGUGUGCUGCCUCCUGCUGGCGGCAAAGAGAAUGUAGAAGAGGCCUCGCCUCAGUGGCUGAAAGAACUAAAGACUAAAAAACGUUUGAGUCAGUAUGAAAACGACGGUACAGCCUGAACACGCAGGAUGCCUUAUAACUGCAGUAUCUGUAGCUGUAACUCGUGACAGAAGCCUUAACCUUUGACCUGGAGAUGACAGGAAUUCUGCUGCUGCUGCUGCUGCUGCUGACUACGACAUCAUUUUGUUUCAUUGGUUUUUCUGGCCUUCUUCUCCAGUUGUGUACAUGUGCAUGGUGCCUUUCUAAAAGAUUUCUGACUGACAUAAAUGGCGAAGCAGAGAUCUGUGUGUAAAGCGUGUGUCCACGGAUGUGUUGUCGAGUUUCUCUUCAGCUCUUCGUCAUAUGAGAGAGAAUUAUUUUUGCAUAGAGCCACUUUAACCUCUAGUGAGCGAGAGAUCAUCCUUUAUAGUGGAACUGUGGGUCCACGCGCACCUACAAGUAACCAGAAGUGCUUCAUAUAACUGGAGUAUGAUGUUGGUUUAUUUUUACUUUUUUAUGUUUAUAGUAGUACAGCUUCCAUGCUAUUUUUUGUUUGUUUGUUUGUUUGACAUAUUCCCAUUGAUUUUGUUCAGUUGAUGGUUAUAGGCAUCAAUUGCACAUGCAUUUUCAUAGACGAUCACAAUUUAUUUUAAAUCUUUAAUAGUCGACAAAUCAAUGCUGAGCUGUCUGUAUAGAGAGUGUAUUUAGUUAUGACAAAAUGUUAAUCACAGAAUGUUAUAUUUGUAUUAAUAUCGGUUUGAAAGGAAAGUGGUAAAUGUUUAAUGAUCAAAAAUGAGCUAAAAUUCAGUUAAGGACUACGGUUCUGUAUGUGUGUUGAUGUGCGUGCGGAAACCUGUUUGGUUGGGCCACUGAAUUAAUUUGUUUGCACAUGUCUUCACUCCUAAUAACCUUUUUUUUUUUUUUUUUCUUGGAUUUGAGACAUUCAGAGAUGCAAAGGUCUGUAUGCUGCCUCAGUUUGUCUAGCUCCUGUCCUCCAUCGUGUGUGAAUCCAUAGUAUCAUGAUUGAAAAAACUGUGCAUGUACAAUCAGUCAUUCCCUUUAUUUCACUCUAUGUUCUUCUUUUUAUCACAAUACUUUACUUGCUUUAACCGUGGGCCAAAAAUGAUGAAAGGAAAUUGCACAAUCAGCGUGUAAAUCUCUUUUUCUUCACUUAAAAGAUAAUAUUGAAUAAAUACAGAAGGGAAAACUUUUCAUUUGUUACCCUCACUUUAGCCUACACAAAUCUUAAGUUUGUUUCUUUUGUUUACUUGUUUGCUUAAGGGAAAUUUGAAAUGUCAAAGUACUGUAAACAUCGUUCACAUUACAUUGCACACUUCUUGGUAGAGUAUUUUUGAAAAAGACAAAAAAAAUAAAUAAAAAAAACCCCGCUAGGCCGUUGUGCCACUCCCAGAUAACAAGCACUUUUCACCUGUUAAUGAACAGCGGUUCUAAGCAGUAGUCACUUUUGUAACGCAUGAGUCUUCACCCGUGAUGUCAAUGUUGUGAUGCUGGCGGUAUGUGAGUAAUGUGUCCUAUGGUUCUUUUUUUUUUUUUCUAUUAUCAGCUUCUUUUCAUUGUUGUAGUGUGUUUAAGGGUAAUUUGUCCUUUUUAUUUUAAAUUUGACUGUAAAGAUGUUUAUUGCACUGUUGUAAUGCCAGUGUCCAAUACUGUAAAUUCAUAAUAAAAUUUGCUAUAAAUAUA
Messenger RNA from Cyprinus carpio (common carp), 7673 nucleotides. RefSeq lists its product as uncharacterized. The record is from RefSeq and is a predicted model, not a curated record. NCBI's taxonomy places the organism in Eukaryota, Metazoa, Chordata, Actinopteri, Cypriniformes, Cyprinidae.